Molecule: messenger RNA, 4807 nt
Organism: Erpetoichthys calabaricus (reedfish)
Lineage: Eukaryota; Metazoa; Chordata; Cladistia; Polypteriformes; Polypteridae
Product: E3 ubiquitin-protein ligase TRIM8-like
Exons: 6
Coding region: 2027-3697 (556 amino acids)
Source: RefSeq, a predicted model, not a curated record
UCGGUCUCAGCCCCGAAGCCUCGGCGCCCGCAUUCCUCUCCACAUCAAGAUUGCUGUAAAGAGAGAGAGCGCGAGCGAGAAAUAGCAUAAAUAACAACAUGAUCACACAGUGGACUAAACCAAACUGAGAGCGUCACUGGAUUCAGCGUACCGCUCGCGUUUUACAAAAGAAUACAAGCGCAAGACGACUGGAGACGCCUUCGCAACUUUCCUCUCUUUCCCAUUUCUAAAGGGUUGAAAAAUUCUUAAACGUCGGGUUUUUUCCUCUCUCUCACUCUCUUCUUUUUUUUUUAAGAGGAAAACAAGAUGGCUGAUGACAGCCAGUGAUAAGGGCAAAACGGAGCGUUUACCUUUAAGAGAAACAGGGGUAUAAAUUAUUUUUUUAAAGAAUUUUGUAAUUUAAACCAGCGUUGUACGCGGUUAUCGCUGUUUAUGAGCAAAUAUCUAUAUAUCUGGUUAUUAAAGAAUGUUUCUAUUUUUGUCGAAACUGAAGCCCGUGUGCUGAAACGGUAGGAUCCUGCCUUUUGGGGAAUUGUGUCGCCGACCGUUUGGUCUGAUAGAAAGGCGUCAGCGGAGCCUUCAUAAUAUCACGCUUAAAAUAAUUUAAACGAAUCUAUUUUAAUAUAUAUAGAAGAAUGUAUAUAUCUAUUUUGGUUACCGAAUUGAAAGAGUCGUCUGUACAGGACUGACUUCCCUUUUGUAGCAAACGGCAGAGGAGGAGGAGGUGUUGUCGGUGGAAGGGAGGGGGGCGAAGAGGAAGGGGGUACAUUUGGGGGAAAAGGAAAAUAAUAGCAUUGAGAAUGUUGCCGAUUCCGUUCUGCGCCACGUACGUAUACGUUUAAUACGUAUAUAUAGUAUAUGUAUACCUUAUUAGAAAUCACAGACGUAAUAGUGGCAGAGGCCUUGUGUAUAGAAUCAAAUUGUAAUUGAUUACUUUGUUACACAGAAAAGCCUUGUAGCGUAGUUGCUGCUGGCAACGACUGUCUACCAUUACGGAUAACUGCUUUACGCAAAUUAAAACGGACAUUGGGGUUCGCUCUGUUUUCCCUGAAGAAGCCUAUCCUGAGGGAUAUUCCCAGCAGUACCGAGAAUUGAUUUUUUUUUUCUUCCUCCGCAUACCGAGUCCCCGCGCGCAGUAACUUGUUGGAUUGGAUCGUGUCGCUUUUAACACCCAUGACCCUAGGGCACUUCGAAGAUACCCGCAGCGGGCGGAACGACUGGCGACGUUAAUGACGUUUGAAACCAGCCUGAGAAAGGCCGCACUUCCGUGCCGCUCCGAGUAAGUAAGAAAGACGCAGCUGUGGCGGACUAUCGGUAGAUGUCCUGUUGUUUUUCUGGAGGAGGGGUGUGAGAGAGAGGAAGCAGCACCUUCUUGUUGUUAUUUUUUUUUACAUUUAAAGGCGUGAACUGACGAUUACUUUAAGGUCAUGAUUGACCUCAUCUGUCUUUUUUAAAAUCUUUUUAAAUAAGGAGCCUUUACUGUUUCUCAUCUGUUACUGGGAGUGUUUUUAUUGUGGCCAUCCGGAUUACUGGCGUUCACAUUAGCCGAUGGAGUUAGGAUUGUAAAAAUCGUUUCCCUUGGAAUGAGAACAGUGUUGCUAUGGAAUGGGCGAUAUUUUAAAGGAAAGCACAUCAAUAAAAGCACAACUUUAGUUCACGAAGGAACGUUUUUGAAAUUGGUUUUGGUCUCUCUGGGUUAGGCUCUGUCUCCACCCAGUAAGGAACUGGAAUGUGAACCGUUUUUAAAGCUAUACGAACUGGCAGUUUAUUUAUUUGGCUUAAGGCGAAACGUCUGAGGAACAACUUUGGUUUAAGUUCCCUACCAAAAAACCUUUAUCAGGAAUCUUAGUGUAUUUGAUCUCGCUAGUUUAAGAGCAAACCUGGGACACCUUGCUUGAAAUUACUCUUAGCUCCCGUAUUUCGGGGAUUUUAUUUACGGAUCAAGGAGUUGGGGACAUAUUUAAAAAACAAACAGACACAAGUUUUUAAAAAAAUUAAUGAGACAGCCAGCCCAAAGAGAGCGGCCAUGGCUGAAAACUGGAAGAACUGCUUCGAAGAGGAGCUGAUCUGCCCGAUCUGUCUUCACGUGUUUGUGGAGCCCAUCCAGCUGCCAUGCAAACACAACUUCUGCCGCGGCUGCAUCAGCGAGGCCUGGUCCAAAGACACGGGCCUGGUCCGCUGUCCAGAGUGCAACCACGCAUACAACCAGAAACCGGUCUUGGAGAAAAACCUGAAGCUGACCAACAUCGUGGAGAAAUUCAACGCGCUGAACGUAGACAAGAGCCCCACUGUGCUCCACUGCAUCUUCUGUCGCCGGGGCCCACCACUGCCGGCACAGAAGGUCUGUCUUCGGUGCAACGCGCCCUGUUGCCAGUCUCACGUACAGACGCACCUGCAGCAGCCUUCCUCCAAUCCGGGGCACUUCCUAGUCGAGGCCGAGGAUGUGCGGGCCUGGAGCUGUCCUCAGCAUGAUGCCUACCGCCUGUACCACUGCGAGACCGAGCAGGUGGCCGUUUGCCAAUACUGCUGCCUGUCCAGGUGCGGGGCCAACCACAACCACUCCGUGUGUGACGUGGAGAGCCGCAGAAACGACAUGCGGCAAAUGUUAAUAAAGCAACAGGACAGGAUAGAAGAGAGAGAUCAGGACAUUGAAGAACAGAUCUAUAAGCUGGAGUCUGACAAGCGACUGGUAGAGGAUAAGGUUCAACAGUUGAAAGAGGAAGUGAGACUGCAAUACCAAAAGAUGCAUCAACUUUUAGAAGAGGAUUUGGGGAAGACCUUGGAGAUUCUAGACAAAGCCCGUUCAAAAUUUUGUGAAGAAAACUCUUCUCAGAUCCUACAGCUUAGUGAACGUCGCCAGGAAGCCAAAAAGUUGCUUAGCUCUGUGCAGAUGGUUUUUGACAAGAUGGAGGACAUUAACUUCAUGAAGAAUACUAAAGCUGUGAAGAUUUUGACAGAUAGAGCGCAGAAUUGUACAGGGAGUGGAUUACCUCCUCAUAAAGUGGGCCAUCUCAAUUCUAAACUGUUCCUUUCAGAGAUCUCAAAGAAAGAGAAGAGUCUAAGAAAGAUGCUGGAAGCUCCUUUUAGCACUCCAGCUCACUUCCUCCAGAGCAUUCCUGCGUAUCCCUGUACCCUUAGUGGUUCUGGAGCGGAGAAACGCAAGCACUCCACUGCCUUCCCAGAAAGCAGCAACUUCCUGGAUUCUCAGCCUGGAAAAGUUGGAAAGCAGUUCCUGUCCCAGGGUUCCACUUCAGGAGAGGGUCAAUCUGCACAAGCCAUGGUGCCUUGCAGCUCAACCCAGCACAUUGUAGGACUCGGCAGCACAGCCCAGGCCGUCCAUUCCAGCUCAGUCUUCCCCACCUCUCACUACCCUAAUGGGAGCACCUCUCAGCAACCCAUGCUUCCACCUUACAGUGGCCGUAAAAUUUUGAUGUGCACCGUGGACAACUGUUACUGCUCUGGAGUCCCAUCAGUGUCAAAUCAUAGCAGCCACCCCCCCUACCCAAGGUCCAGCUCAUUUGCCUGGACAGUGACCUCCCAAGAGUACUCUCACUCACUCCCAUCUGCUCCUUCAGUGCCGCAGUCACUCCAGGGGCUGUCUGUACGGGACUGGAUAGAUGCCUCUCAGACACACAGGCAUCCCGACUUUUAUGGGCUCUAUGGCCAAUCUUCCACUAAACAUUAUGUCACAAGUUAACCUUUGACAUUAUCAAUAAUCCAUUACAGAAAGUGUGCAAAUAAAAUGAAAUAGUGUGCAUCCAUCAGGCCUUUUCCCCUAUCACCUCGUUUCUUUUAAUCAAAUUAAACUGCUAUUUUUAUUCCCUUUUUCUUUUUCCAAUCAACAUAUGUUAAACUUCACAGUUAAAUGUUGUCUUUAUUUAACUGGAAAUUUCAGUUUUAAGAGCAAUUGGUGCAUAGCUUACUGCUUUAAACUUUCAUCAUGUUUUUCAGUUGAAUGUUCUGCCUGACUUUCAAUGUAUUUGUUGCUGGGAUAUGUCCGGCAUACAUUUUUUUUUUUUCCUUUUUUUCUUUUAGGCAACCUUCUGUGGAGCUUAAAUUUAAUUUGCAACACAAAUCGGCACAGUGGGUUAAAAUCUUCAUGAAAUGGGAUAGAUUCCCAGAAUAUUCUGCUUGUCUCUGAGCACAGACAACUGUGUGGAUGGCAGUUUUUUUUAAUACAAAUGAACAUUCCCCCCCACCCUGAUUGUACAAGAGAGCAAGAAACAAGCUCUUAUUUAUUUUUAACUUCAUUUUUUUGUCAUAUUUUAAUAUUUUCUUUCUUAAAUCAUCUUGUGUGGAAAAGCAGACUGAUCCAGUUGCUUUUAAAGCUUAAGGUCUUCUUGGGAUUGCAGCAUAUCAAUGAAUGUUGGAUAUGGGAGACUCUUGGACUGAAAAGAUCAUUCAAGGCCUUGAGUUGAUACUUUUUUUAAUUUUCUACCCCACGUUGAACUUCCUGCGCCAAGCGCAUCAACGGGUCACUUCCUGUCUGUAGCUGUGAGCACUUGAGAGAGUGUAAGCACACUUCCUGUGUGUGAGUGAGUGAAUGUGCAUCAGGUGUGUGAGGGUUAGAGAAUUUUUUUCAUAAAUUUUAUAUGAAAGAUGUUCAAUUGCUUGGAAGAAGGUGGGGGGGGAGGGGGUCCAGUUGGGCAUACAGAGGGUCGAGCUUAUUUAAGAAGAGCUGUUCGGUUGACCGAAAAAAUGUGCUUGUAUACAUUUGUUUUGUAAAUAUUUUGUGAAACAAAAAAUGCAGAUGGGAUGUGAUAUUAAAAAAAAAAAAAAAAAAAAAAAAAAAAAAAUCAAAAAUAAA